UUUCAUUACCAUCAACAUGUCUGAACGCAAGGCCGUCAUCAAGAAUGCUGAUAUGUCAGAAGACAUGCAGAAUGACGCCAUCGACUGCGCUACCCAAGCCAUGGACAAAUUCAACGUUGAGAAAGACAUCGCUGCCCACAUCAAGAAGGAGUUCGACAAACAAUUCAACCCGACAUGGCAUUGCAUUGUGGGUCGCAACUUCGGCAGUUACGUGACGCAUGAGACCAAGCAUUUCAUCUAUUUCUAUCUGGGACAAGUCGCCGUAUUGCUUUUUAAGUCUGGGUGAUUUUGUGCUGCAUUCAAGCUUUUUGAGCUAUAAGGACAGCUACAUUCUUGCAGAUUGUGAUAGGCAUAACGAGGUUCUUGAAUUUUGCGCAUAACCGUAAUAUAGAACAUACUGUUUCCAUAAACGUAUACUGAUAUUGUGAUUUCAUCAAAAUUAGCUGUAAAAUAAUAGAUUCAUGGCAUCUUAGUUUAAUCCCGAAAACAUGUUGUUAAUCAAAUUGCACAUCAUGGGUUAUGAAAGAUACGGAAUCGAUUAUGUAAUCAAGUCGUAACUGAGCUCGCUAUGUCUUCUGUAUGCUAUUCAUGUAUAAAUUAGAUAUUUCAAUUAACUGAAUAACGAGAGUUUCCUUUUAAGAAGCUCUUCUUUACUGAAACGCGAGAAAUUACAAUCACGAUAAUGAUGAUGUUACUUCUUCCGUGAUGAUCCAAAAUAAGUUUUACAUUAUUGAAAACAAUCUGUGACAUAACCGACUACAUUAUUAGCAUGUCUCCAUUGUGCUCUUAUUACUGUUUUUUGAAAAUUAGCGAAACAUAAACAUUACUUUUUUUGCAUCUGAUUUGGAGUUUUGCUUCAAAUCAACUUGUCUAUGCUUUUUUUGUCGGGGAUAAUCUGGGCCUAUACGUGGCAACACCUUUCUCAGAUCUAGACUACACUGUUAGAAAAUUUAUCCUUAAACGUGUUAAAAUAAAUGAAGUUCCUGCAGCAGAGUCUCGAGAACACCUGU
Molecule: messenger RNA, 1010 nt
Organism: Lytechinus variegatus (green sea urchin)
Lineage: Eukaryota; Metazoa; Echinodermata; Echinoidea; Temnopleuroida; Toxopneustidae
Product: dynein light chain 2, cytoplasmic-like
Exons: 1
Coding region: 17-286 (89 amino acids)
Biological process (GO): microtubule-based process; cilium assembly
Cellular component (GO): cytoplasmic dynein complex
Molecular function (GO): dynein intermediate chain binding; dynein light intermediate chain binding
Source: RefSeq, a predicted model, not a curated record